Molecule: messenger RNA, 684 nt
Organism: Striga hermonthica
Lineage: Eukaryota; Viridiplantae; Streptophyta; Magnoliopsida; Lamiales; Orobanchaceae
Source: the annotation of a GenBank genome assembly
AUGGAUUCCGAUAUAAUCGACAAACUCAAAAAUUUCGAUCUAUCAACCAAGGAGGAUGUAGGGGUUACCCUAUCUAAUGACGACAUCUGCCUGGGAAUUAAGGAGUGCUCGCGCAGUCUCAUUGGCAAAAUCCAUGGAGACAAGCGUAUAAACUUCAAUGGACUCAAGGAAACGCUCAGUCACAUCUGGCGGACACAACAACCAUUUACAGUCAGGCUCGUGGGAUACAAUAUCUUCCAAUUUGCCUUCCAGUCUGAAGAAGAUAAACAGAAGGUCCUCCUGGGGAAAACUUGGAGCUUUGAUGGGCAAUACACAAUUCUGAAGGAAUGGACUGCAAACCACAUCAAUUGGCAGAAUGAAGCUAAAGUCGAUCUUUGGGUUCAAAUUCACGGUCUUCCACUGCACUGGAUUUCAGUAGACACAGGGCUCAAAAUUGGCAAAAUCUUUGACGAUGUAAAAGAUGUUUAUGUUCCUGAUUCCGGCAGCAUUACUGGUAGAUGGAUCAUAAUUUUAGCCCAAAUCAACCUCAAUGAACCCUUACUCCGUGGAACCAAGAUAAAAUUGGGUGAUGAACUGAUUUGUGUCGACUUUCGGUACAAAAAUCUUCAGUCUUUCUGCUAUUAUUGUGGGAUUGUUGGUCACGGGGAACGUGAUUGCACUCAGAAAAAAGAAGAUGUUAAAUGA